AUGGCUCCUAAAGAGCAAUUGUUUAAUGCAGCUGAUAGUACAAAGAAGGCCGAUCCUAAGGCACAAGCCUUGAAAACUGCUAAGGCAGUUAAGUCAGGUGCUACCUUUAAGAAGAAGGCCAAAAAGAUCCGAACUUCUGUUACCUUUCAUCGGCCAAAGACUUUGAAAAAGGAUAGGAACCCCAAAUACCCGCGCAUUAGUGCUCCUCCCAGGAAUAAGCUUGAUCACUAUCAGAUACUGAAAUAUCCUCUCACAACUGAGUCCGCAAUGAAGAAGAUUGAAGACAACAACACUUUGGUUUUCAUUGUCGACCUGCGGGCUGACAAGAAGAAGAUCAAGGAUGCAGUGAAGAAGAUGUAUGAUAUUCAGGCCAAGAAAGUUAACACCUUGAUCAGGCCUGAUGGUACCAAGAAGGCUUAUGUCAGGUUGACACCUGAUUAUGAUGCCCUGGAUGUGGCCAACAAGAUUGGAAUUAUAUAA
Sphenostylis stenocarpa is the source of this 480-nucleotide messenger RNA. The record is from the annotation of a GenBank genome assembly. NCBI's taxonomy places the organism in Eukaryota, Viridiplantae, Streptophyta, Magnoliopsida, Fabales, Fabaceae.